Molecule: messenger RNA, 1110 nt
Organism: Linum trigynum
Lineage: Eukaryota; Viridiplantae; Streptophyta; Magnoliopsida; Malpighiales; Linaceae
Source: the annotation of a GenBank genome assembly
CUUACAGUAAUUUGGUAAACAGUAGUAGAUCAGGGACUGCAUCAUCUGAUGGUUUUGGCCAAAUGGGUUACAUUGGAAGUAAUCAUAUGGGCAGAGGAGGACCACACUAUCCACCACAGGCACCAGGACUGGUUCUCACAGACCUAGUGGAGGCAAUGAGAAUAUCAGCAGCUGAAAGGGCCCAAAAGCCUACUUCAGCUAGUCAGUCCUCAACUGCCGAGGCUCUACCAACUUCAAGGAGCAACUGCAGCAAUGCAGCCACAACUGCUACCCGAGCAUGGAUGUCGAUAGGCGCAGCAAGUGGAGGCUUCAAGGCCCCACCAGCGGAGAAUUCUACUAGUAACACGAAAGGUCAGAUUUCUGCAGAGUCACUGUACAACCCGACUUGGCAACUCCCUCCACAAAUUCUCCAAGGGCAGUUUCCUAUCCCAGCAUCAGGGGUGCAGCAGCAGUUCCAGCAAGUUGAGAAGAACUUCCCAUACCAAACUUUCAUGAGACCACCAACUUUCCCUAGAGGAGGUGGAGGACAGGUGCAAGGCGGGAGACCAAUGAUGUUUUCUCCUCAUUUAAUAGCUACUGAUUUAUCUAGUUUGCAAAUGAUGUCCUCCCUAUGGCGAGGACAAAGUGGGCCACCGUCUCAGUCCCAAUAUGCUACUAAGCAAAAGCAGGAGACACACAAGCUGCCACUGGAUUUGAACAUUGGUUUUCAGUCUCCAGGAUCACCGGUGAAACAGUCAUCAGGUGUCAUGGUUGAUUCACAUCAACCUAACCUGCAUUACAGCUUUGAAAAAAUGGACAGCAUUUGAACCGAGCUAUUAAAACAAUCCACCUGGGUUGAGACUUCGGCUGCAUUUUGCAAGGUGGAUUCCUUUGUACCUUUUCUCAAGAAGAUCCAUCCCACGGUGUUCAUUAGCUAAAAGUUUGGCUCUCAGGAAGACAAUAUAAAAUCUUUCAAUCCAUGGUGAUGAUGCAGAAGGGUUAUGUGUACAAAAAGGUGGAGAGUUUUGUAGUUGCAACCGGAGGAAGUAAUGUUGAGAAAGCACUUAGUUGGGAGUGAAAGGUACUGGUUUCUUUCCCAUCUUUUCUCUGAAACAAAGUACAUAGGUUUAG